AUGACCCGCCUCGGGCUAGAGAGGCAGUUCGUGCACCUCAGCGGUUCGUCGCCCGCGCGCCCUCUGCUGGAGGCCCUGGCUCAAGACAUGCGGCGGACAGACACAGGCAUCUAUCACAAGAAGACAAGGGCUGUUGUGUUUCCAGAUGCUGAAGGGAUGGGCAGUGGGAAAGAGCCCUCAUCUGCCCCAGGAGAGCCAGAGAACGGGCCCAGAUGCAGAGAAGCAUCAGAGCAGGGCUCCCUGGAGCUCGGCACCCAGGAGCAGAGGCAGCCAGCAGGACCAAGGAUGAAGCAGUCAUCUGGGGCCCCCCAGGAAGGGCCCUGGGAGCUGCAAGCUGGCCAGGAUCAGGCCGUGCCAGGAAGUGAGCUGGGGGUGCCACCUUCCACAGUCCCUGUGGCACAAGAAGGGCUUCAGCAGCAGGGUUCGGGGAAGGAGUCUGAGGACCAGCAGGGGAGCCAGCAGAACCCAGGGACAGUGGAGGGCCAGGCCCCCAAGAGCUGCCAGGAUGCAGGAGAGACAUGGGCCACCCCAGGGGCCCAGAGAGGAAGGGGGCAGGGUAAGGAUCCCCCACAGAGCGGGUGGCAGGGAGAAGCCUUGUGGGACAACCUGGCUAUCUGGAGUCCUCCCGAAUCCCCUCCCCAACCCUGUCCCCAGGAGGUGAAGGACCUUGGAGAGAGGAGGGAGCCAGACCAUAGCCUGAAGCUGCUUCAGGAGCCCAUGGUGGCUGCAGGGGCCCAGAACCUUGGCAAGCCCCGGCCCGGCUUCAUGAAGUGCCUGCUGGAGGUGGAGGAGGAGGAAGCCACCCAUCGGAGAGCCACCAAGGCCCGCGCCCUGCCAAACCGGAAGUCCCCCAGGACUCUCCCUCCCGUGCCCAAUUCCCCCCCAGCUGACAGCUCAGCCCCAAGCCUGCCUCUGACCCUGCCUCAGACCUCUGCCUCAGCCCCUGCUGUGGCCCCAUCCCGGGCCCGGCCACCAGCCCCUGGGCCAGUCCCUGGGCCAGUCCCUGUCCCCAUGGGAGUCCCCAUCACGGCCCUGCCUGUCCCCAUGUCAGACCUGGGCUGGAGAAGGACAGAACUUUUGCACCACGGCAGGGAAAGGAGCCUCGACUACCCCAAGGCACGGCAGGAGCUGGAAGAGCACUGCCUCCAGAAGGUGUGUCAGACCUGGGAGGAGAGGUCGGAGGAGGAGAACCUCACGCUGCAGCAAGAGGAAGCCUUCCGCAGCUACUUUGAGAUCUUCAAUGGUCCUGGUGAGGUGGACGCACAGAGCCUGGAGAACAUCCUGGUCCUCGUGGGCAUCUCCCUGACACCGGCCCAGAUGGACGAUGCCCUGAUGAGCGCUGAUAUCGAUGGAGACGGUCACGUGAACUUCAAAGACUUCUUGGCUGUGAUGACAGACACCAAGCGCUUCUUCUGCUCUAUGGAACAGAAUGCCCUGAUGGACAUGGCUCCCCCAAACCCCCACACUCUGCUGUUUGAGAUCCUGUCCCUGCUGGUGGAGAUGCUGGCUUUACCUGAGGCAGCCUUAGAGGAGAUCACGAGCUAUUACCAGAAGAAGCUGAAGGAGGGCACCGGUAAGUCCCGAAAGAUGGAAUCAGCCACAGGCCGGCUGCGGUCCCGGAAGAAGCUCUCCUAUAACCCCCAGCAGGCAGACGUCUUGGAAGUCCCUGAGCGAAGAGUCCUCAGGAUCCUGAGCCGGCUGAAGCAGCAGAACUUUGCUGCCAACCUGCAAAGCCCCUAUGCUCAGGUGCCUUGCAUCCCGCUCUGCCCGCAGCUGGAUAAGAGGGUGAUCCGACGGAAGCAGGGCAGCCACUACCUACUGGACCAGUGCACUCCUACCAGCCUGGGCCCUGACAUCCAUAGCUUCUUCUUCCAGACUGGAUCUCAAGGAGGCAGGGAACUCAGCUGUGACAGCAGAAAGUGGCUCAAUUCUGUGCCGGCUCCAACCCACUGACCCUGCGGAACCUUGACUCUGGGCAGCUGCUCAGGGCCUGCAGACGGAUGGGUCACCAGGCAGGGACCGCUGCUGGGUUUUGCUUUUGUGGCCUGGUAAGCCAAUAAACAACUAACCUCAGCCUCUGUGCCUGGUGCCAGGGAGGCCCCAGGUUUUCACACUUCCACUCAGCUCUUAGAGUGCAGGGCCACAGCCUCCCUCAGGCUUUGGAGCCCCUGAAGCAAGACUCAUCUUAAGACUCUGCUCAGGGUCAGGGUCCUG
Messenger RNA from Sus scrofa (pig), 2214 nucleotides. The record is from RefSeq and is a predicted model, not a curated record. Lineage: Eukaryota; Metazoa; Chordata; Mammalia; Artiodactyla; Suidae.